CGAAAACGAACCGACGCGUCCCGCCGCCGGCACGAAUUCUCACUCGAACACAGUUUCGGAUAGCCUUCGUCAAGUUCUCGAUCGAUUGUAGUGUAUGUGACAAGUGCAGUGAUUGGAUUACCGUUAGAUAUUUUUUAGGUCGAAGAGCCAGUCUCUUCCAAUUCCUCAUUCACCGUGUCAAAUGUCGUGAUGACCAGCUAACAAGAUGGGGGUGUCAGACGAUUUAGCCCCGAGCUUCACACAGAAGCCGCAGUUGCGCCAAGAAGACGACGGGAACAAACUCGUCUUCGAGUGCCAACUCCUUGCUUCUCCCAAACCAGAGAUAUGCUGGUAUCGCAGCGAUGAGCUGCUCAAAGAGGAUAAUAGGACUAAGUUUAAGAUCCAGAGCAUCGCCAACAACAAGUUCUUGGUGGUGCUUGAACUGGACGAUGUGAUCGAGAGUGAUGCAGGCCUCUACAAAGUUAAGGCAAAGAAUAAGAUGGGCGAGGUGGCCGCUUCCAUCAACCUUAACUUCAGCCCUGCUGACGAGGACAAACAGAAACAAGUGGACGGGAAAGCGCCUACGUUCGCACGCAAGCCGGCGAUCCGUCAAGAGGACGACGGCAAACGGCUGAUCUUCGAGUGCCGUAUCGAAGCGGAGCCUGUGCCAAGUGUCACCUGGUUCCAUAACACCGUGGAGGUCAAACCUAGCCCGAGGCAUAAGCUCACAGUCAACAAGGAUGGCAAGUCAUACUAUGCUGCCUUGGAGAUCAACAACGUUACUGUGGAAGACGCGGGCAAGUACCGGGUGACCGCCAAGAAUGAACUUGGCGAGAGCAACGCUACGAUCAGCUUAAACUUCGACAGCGACGAAGCCCCCGUGCCUGAGGACUAUAUCAAACCGACGUUUACGGAGAGACCCGUCAUCAGGCAAUCGGAUGAUGGUACCAAAAUCACAUUCGAAUGUCGAUGUGUUGGCAAACCGAAACCAACCAUCACAUGGUACCAUGGUAAAAAACAAAUUAAAGAAAGUAGUAGAUAUAUAAUGACAUUAGAAGAGGACCAAACAUUAUAUCACAUGGCGCGGCUAGAAAUAUUAGGCGUAGAGAAUUCGGACAAGGGCGAAUACAGAGCAGUGGCAAAAAACAAGCACGGCGAAGGUGUGGCUAAGAUUAACCUCAACUUCGAAUCCGGGGACAAACCAAAAAUUCCCGAUGGUAAAGCACCAAGGUUUCCGAAAAAACCAACGAUUAGACAAGAAGGGGAUGUGCUUAUAAUGGAAUGUGUGUUAGAGGCUUACCCUGUCCCGGACAUCACAUGGUUCCAUGGUGAUAAAGAAAUAAAGGAUGGGAAUAAAAUGAAAAUGUCUCGAAAGGCAAUAGCUAAAGACACAUUCAAUUUGACCUUAGAAAUUUCGGGUCCAACUAGGGAAGACGGUGGAAACUAUAGAUGUAACGCUGUCAACUUAUAUGGUGAAAGUAACGCCAAUAUUGCUCUGAAUUUCCAAGGUGGGGAUGACGAGAACGGUUUCGCACCGUCGUUCGUGGAGAAACCUCGAAUCAUUCCCAAUGAAGAUGGCACACUCAUUACUAUGCGUUGUGUGUGCAAGGCCAAGCCGGCGGCUGAAGUAACGUGGUACAGGGGCACGACAGUCAUCAAGGCUAGCAGCAAAAUCGAAAUCAAAUCUAACGAAAUGGGUGAAGACGUUUACGAAUUACUCUUUCUCUUAUCCAAUCCGACGUCAGCGGACGGUGGCGCUUACCGUUGUCACGUCAAGAAUGAAUACGGAGAAAGCAAUGCUAAUUUGAAUCUUAACAUCGAAGCGGAGCCAGAGCCAGAAGGCGAAGGUCCGACGUUCGUCGAAAAGCCCACAAUUCAAUCCCAGGACAACGGGAAAUUGGUCAUCAUGGGAUGCAAGGUCAAAGCUAGUCCGAAGCCCACAAUCGUAUGGUACCACGAGGGUAAAGAAAUCAGGGACUCGUCGAAAAUCAAGACUAGGGUCGAGGUGAAAGAAGACGUGUACACGAUCGUCUUGGAACUUGUCGAUCCUGGUAUUGAAGACUCCGGAUUGUAUAAAUGCAACAUUAAGAAUGAACUUGGGGAGCUCAAUGCAAAUCUUACGCUCAAUAUUGAAAUCAUUCCAGUUAUCAAAGAGAAACCAAAGAUCAUUAAGAUAAUUAAGAAGAAGACUGUUAUUGUUGAAUGUAAAGUAUUAAGUAAAUUUGCACCUCAAUGCACUUGGUUCAAAGAAGCUAACGCUGUCAAAGAGGACUCUAGGCAUACUGUGCUUAUUGAGCCUCUGAGAGAGGGCGAAUUCACAGUCAAAUUGGAAAUCUCGAACGUGUCGCAACAUGAUAAGGGCUCGUACAAACUGGUCGCUAAGAACGAGAAGGGUGAAGCGACGUCACAACAGGUCGAGAUCGUCGACAUCCCUGAAGAGAAAGGCGAGAAGCCUCAGAUCAUCAAACACUUCAGGAGCUUGGCCAAGAAAGAAAACGAGGAGGCCGAAUUCAUCGCCGUCCUUAAGACCUCGGAUCAGUCUUGCCGCUGCACUUGGUAUAAGAACAACACCGUCCUCCGCGAAUCUUCCGACGUCAAUACCUCCUUCGACGGCACCAACGCUCGUCUUAUCAUCAGGAAGGUCUCUUCCAAAUACGUCGCCAACUACAAAGUGGUCAUCAAAAACGAGUUUGGUGAAGACGAGUCGAGUGCUGACUUGACUCUUGUUGAGGAGAAGAAAAAGAAGGAAGAAAAGGAAGAGGAAGAAGAAGAAAAGACCGUCAUCGAGGAGUCUGAAGAAGAGAUGUCCAUUGACGAGAAAUCCGUGAUUGAAGAGAAUCACGUUGAAGAGAAGAAGGAGGAACAAAAGAAAGCAGCAGCAAAGAAGGUAACAAAGAAAGAAGAAGUAAAGGUUGAAGAAACCAAAGACGAGGUUAGUAUUGAAGCCAAGAAGACCGAAAAGAAACAAGAGGUCAAGAAAACUGAGAAAAAAGAAGAAGUUAAGAUCGAACAAGAGGCUGAAGCUAAGAAGGUCAUAGAAAAGAAAACAGCCAAAACAGAAGAAGAAAAGAAAUCCAUGCUGGAGAAAUUAGAGAAGAAGAAAACAGAAGUCGAAGAAGCUAAGAUCGAAGGUAUUCCAAAACUCAAGCCAGUCAAGCCAAAAGAAGAACCUAAAGUUGAUGAGAAAAAAGAAACCACCAAGAAAGUCGAAGAAAAGAAAAAGGUCGUCAAGAAAAAGGUUGUUUCGAAGAAAGACGAAGAGGAACUCGAGUUUGUCGACGAUUACGAGAGACCAGUUUUGGAGAAAUACGAAAAGAUUACACCAACGCCAUACGACAAAAAACCGAAGGAGACCGACACUCCACAGAGCAAACGCGCAUCGGUAUCAGAUAGCGUUAAAAGUGAAAUGGAUGAGAGCGAAGAAGAGCCAUCUAUUGCCGCGCCAGCUCCUGAGAAGAAAGCCAAGCCUGACACGACACAGGUUGAAGAAGAGAAACCAAAACGACCAAGCAUCAAGAAGGGUCUUCCUAAACCAGAAGAGCCGGUCGAUGAAAUCUCUAAAGUUAAACUUUCUAAAACACCACAGAAACCUACUGAAGAAAAGGCUGAAGAGCCUCAAGUAGCUAAGACUAAGAAAGAUGUUAAGAAGCCUACACAAGAGAAGGAAUUCGUAGACGACUACGAAAGACCGGAUCUCGAGAAAUACGAUAAAAUGACACCCACACCUUCGGACAAAACUAAAAAACAAAACGGAGUCGAGGCAACCACUGAAUUUAUUGACGAUUACGAGCGACCUGAACUUGAAAAGUAUGAGAAGGUUACUCCUACUCCUAAAGACAAACGCCGUCCUAGUGAGGCAGAGGAUGAAACUGAAAUGAUGAAGGGUAAAAUUAAGCCGAAAGAGAAAGAACCCGAGCCAGAAAUGCCUACACUCCGCAAACGUUCUGUUACUAAGGAUAAGGAGGAAGAUAAAAUGCCUGAGGAAAAACCAAAGGCAAAACCAACUAAAAAAGAUGAACCAGAGGCUAAGAAGCGGCCGUCACUCAAAAAGAAAGAGGUCGUCGAAGAAGAAUUUGUUGACGAUUAUGAGAGGCCGGUCCUUGAAAAAUACGAGAAAAUUACACCGACACCCACUGAGAAAAAGAAGAAGGACGACAAAGAGCCUGAAGAUGAGGUACCUUCAGCUACUGCUACGGCUAGACGUCGCUCUGUCAAAGACAAAUCUAAGCCAGAGCCAAUGGACGUGGACGAAAGUGUCAGUCUUUCGAAACCAAAGACUCCUGCCAAGCCAGGUGAAGAGCCUGAAGACGUGUCACUCACACACAAGACUCCAGCUGAAAUCAAACCUACGGAGGGUGAGGCAGAAGCAAAACUCAGUGUUAAGAAACCUGAAAUUGUUGAAGAUAAAACACUUAAGAGACCAUCACCUAAAGAUAAGGGCCAGAAGGGAGAGGAUACAGAGGAGUCUGUCAGUCUCACCAAGCCCAAAACUAAGACAAGCACGACUGCCCCUGAAGAAGCAUCCCUCACCCAAAAGACACCUGCUAAGAAAAAGCCAACGGAGGGAUCCGAGGCAGCUGAACUUAAGGUUAAGAAACCAGCUGUCGUCAAGAAAGGCGACGAGGAGGAGGAACCGUUAGCCGUACAAGACGGUAAAUUUGAAAAGCCUCAACUUAAGAAAACUACGAAGAAGACUACAGACAAACCUAAAAAAGAUACCAAAGGCGCUAAGGAAAAUGAUGAUGGGCUCGAGCUUGACUUUGUCGAUGACUAUGAAAGGCCCGUCCUUGAGAAAUAUGAAAAGAUCACACCAACUCCCACUGUCAAGGAGAAGAAGGCAAAGGAAGAAAAGACUGAAAGCCGAAGGACGUCGAUUCAAAGCGAGACCAAAGAAGAAACUAAGGUUGAGAGCCGUAAGAGUUCCAUUGCUGAAAAUAAGGCUCUUAAGCUAACAAAGGAAACUGCUGAAAGCAGAAAGGCAUCCGUGUCUUCAGUGGCUGAAGAACAACAGGUGACGUCAUUGAAGAAAACGGCCCAGAGGCCCAGCAUUAAGGAACCAGAGAAAGCUGAACUUGAUCAAAUCAAGCUCAAGGAUGAGAGAGUACAAGAGACGGUUACAACAGAAUCUAUCGAUAAGCCUUCAGAUAAAACGUUUCCACGGCGACCUACGAAAACUGACACACAGGAAUCAACAACUGCAGUUGAACCAGAACGUAAAGCCAGUCUUGAUCGUCCUAAAGAACCUACUAGGAGGCGACCUAGCAAAACGGAGGGUGUUAAACAGGAAACAGAGACGGUAGUCACAGAAACCACAGAUACAACUGAGGUUAAAAAGACUGUGACUAAAGAUAAACCAUCUGAACCGGAACCUAGACGACGACCAAGCAAGCCAGAGGAGAAAACAACUAAUAAAUUGGACGAAACAAAAACAAAAGAGACUGUUGAUGUUAAACGAAAGGAGUCUCUAGAUAAGCCAGACUCUCGUCCUUGGCGUCGACCAAGUAAAACAGAUGAGGAACCUAAAUAUGAUACAGAGGUUAAGAAGGACGAACCAGAACCGAUGGAAGUUGACGAUAUAUUCAAGGAUCGUGAUCUUGAUGAGUUACCAACAUCAAAUCAACCUUUAGAUAAACCUAAACAAUCAGCAUUCUGUCCGUGGAAAAAACGCCCAAUGUUUGAGGAUGACGAUCUACCACCCCCGUACGUUCCUUUGAAGAGGUUGUCACAACCUGAGGUACCGACAAUCAAGACACAAGAGCCAGACACUAAACCAGCUCCAUUUUCGUGGAAUGUAAUACCAGAAAUACCACAGGCGGAACAAACACCUGAACUAGAAGACACAUAUAAACCAACACUACUUGAUACAAACACAAAUGUAACAGCGCCUUGGAGAAGACCUAGGUCACCUCAGGCUGAAGAAGAUAGACCAACACUCGAAAUUCCAGCUUAUAGCAGCACACCUGAUGAGAAAGUGGCUAUCAAAGAAGAGAAGGUUGAAGAGGAAGUCAAGAAGGCCAAGGUGACUUCAGUCAAGAAGAAGGCUGAAGAACUGCCAGAGAUUCCAGAUUACGACAGACCUGACCUUGAGAAAUAUGAAAAGAUUUCACCUACACCGAGCACCAGGGACAAGCCAGAAAAAGACGCACCCAAGAUCAAGGUGCCCGAAAUCAAGGCACCAGAAGAAAAGCCCGCUGCACCUAAAAUCGAGGUCAUUCGAGAAAAGUCUCCAAAACCAGAGGCACCAAGAAAACCAUCUCUGGGACCAGGACCCGUCGGCAGACGUGGUUCUCUUAUUCCUCCUCCAGAGGAAAUGGGAAGACGUCCUUCGCUUAUCAUCAGCGACGAGGUCACCAAAUUACGUCCGGGAGAAGUGUUAGACGAGAAAAAGAAACGCGGAGCAAGGCCCGGUGAACUAGCGGACGAGCGCCGUAAGUCUUCGGACGCGAGAAGACCGUCCAUCCAAGACUUGGAGGACCUGAUCAACAAACCUUCAGUACCGCUGAAGCCUCUUGGUAAUGAAGGUCCUCCUGUCAUCGUCGACGUACAGGAGAGCUACUCUGCCGUUGAAGAUCAAACUGGCUACCUCACCGUCCAGGUUGAAGGCAACCCGCCUCCAACCUUCAAGUUCUACAAGGGCGUCACUGAAAUCAUCGAAGGUGGUCGCUUUAAGUUCGUCACUGAUGGCGAGACUGGUCUCAUCACCCUGUGCAUGAGAAAGGUCAAGCCCAAUGAUGAAGGGAAAUACAAGGUUGUGGUCAGCAACAUCCAUGGAGAAGACUCCGCUGAGAUGCAGCUUUAUGUGUCUGACUCCAGUGGUAUGGACUUCCGUGCUAUGCUCAAGAAGAGGAAGUACGCUAAGUGGGGCGAAAAGAAAGAGGAUCCUGAUUGGGGGGACCUCAAAGAGACAGAAAAGCCUAUCCCGCCACUAAAGAAAGUGGAAAAGAAACAAGAAUCGUUCCUCAAGCCCCUCAUAGAUCAAUUCGCGAAGGAAGGCAAGGAUAAGAAGGUGAUCUUCGAAGCCAUCUUUACCAAGCCUAAUGCCAAGCCGAAAUGGUUAUUCCGUAAGGAUGAGCUUUUCCCCGGCUCUAAGUACAAGAUGACGAACGAGGCAGACUCGUACAAACUGACCAUUUUCAACCCCAAAGUCGAGGACACGGGUAAAAUCACAAUCGAAAUCGGCGGUACUUCUUGCUCAGCGUUCUUGCAAGUGGAUGAACCAGACCCGGUGUAUACCUUCACGAAGAACUUGAAGAAGAGCAUAAGUGGCUACACGAAGCACGAGACAGUUCUAGAAUGCGCAGUCUCUAACAGCUUAGCCAUAGUCACCUGGUGGAAAGGAGACCAGAAACUUGAAGAUGGCGAAGAGUACCAAAUCUCCAAGGACUUGUCUGGUGUAUGCAGGUUGACCAUCAAGAAUUCUAAGUUGGAAGACGCUGGCAAAUACACCUGCAGGAUUGAGAAGCAGCCUGAAAAGACUGAGACUACAACUGACGUCAAAAUUGUCGAAUAUCCAUACAAGUUCACCAAGGUGCUCAAGUCUCAACAAGCCAUCGAGAAAGAUACCAUCACAUUGCUCUGCGAAUUGGAUGACGCUGGUGGCGAUGUGAAAUGGUUCAAGGGUGACGAGCCACUGAAGGCGGACAAGCGCAUCUCGAUCGUGAAGGAAGGUCGCAAGCGCAAGGUUGUGAUCAAGGACGCCAAGGUCACCGACGCUGGCCACUUCAAGUGUGUCAGCAACGCCGAUGAGACUGCGUGCGAGUUGAUCGUCAAUUACUCGAAUCGCUUCAACAAGAAGUUGAAGGACACCGAAGCAAUUGAGAGGGACAAGGUUGUUCUGGAGGUGGAACUUCAAGAUCAGACCGCGGAGGCCGUGUGGUCUUUCAACGGACAGCCUGUCGUGCCUAAUGAGAGGAUCGAAAUCAAGAACCUGGGUGGCGGCAAACACCAGCUGAUCUUCAACAAGCUGGAGAUGGAGGACGAUGGCGAGAUUCUCUGCGAAUCUGGCAAGCUCAGCUCGAGCUGCAAACUCACUGUCAAGAAGGGAGAGUCGAAGCCCACCAUCGAGUGUCCGGAAGAGUUCAACGGACCCGCUGGACAGCCUUUCGUUAUUGAGGUGCCUUAUAAAGUCACUGGCACCCGCCAAACACCAAUCGAAGCGAAGCUGUUCAAAGACGGCAAAGCAUUGCCCGUCAAGGAAGUCGAAGCUGUCGUUGAGCAGGAGAAGGUCCUGUUCAAGAUUAAAAAGCCGACCAGGGAAGGUUCUGGAAAAUACCAGAUCAAACUGUCGAACGCCCAGGGAGAGGACGCGAAGGAUGUUCACAUCAACAUGCAGAGCGUUCCCACCCCGCCUCAGGAUGUGGAAGUCGCGGAAGUGUUCCAGACUUCUUGCGUCGUCCAAUGGAAGGCGCCACAGGACGAUGGUGGUUCAGCAAUCGUCAAAUAUGUUAUUGAGAGACAGGAUCUCUCGCUCAAGGCCGGUUGGGACAAUGUCGCUGAAGUGGAACAAGGCCAACCGCUCAAAUAUAAGGUCGAUGAUCUCGUCGCCAAGAAGACCUACAAGUUCAGAAUCCGUGCCGUCAACAAAAUUGGUUCUAGUGAACCUGGAAUGUUCGGCAAGCCUGUACUUGCUAAGGACCCGUGGGACGAACCAUCGAAGCCAAAGAAUGUGGAGGUGGUGGACUGGGACAAGGACCACGCAGACCUCAAAUGGCAGAAGCCGGAUAACGAUGGCGGAGCGCCAAUCACUGGCUACGUCAUUGAAUACAAGGAGAAAUUCGGCAAGGACUGGGUGAAGGGCAAGGAAGUUCCUGGAGACUGCCUGGCUGCGACCCAGGAUGGUCUCAAGGAAGGUUCCACCUAUGAGUUCAGAGUCCGCGCUAUUAACAAGGCUGGUCCUGGUGAACCUAGUGACACUACCAAGCCUAUUGUUGCUAAGUGCAGAUUUGUCAAGCCUUACAUCAUUGGCGAAGGUCUUCAAAACAUGAUCAUCAAGAAGGGACAAGUGAUCACCUUCGACAUUAAGUACGGCGGUGAGCCUGAGCCCGAAGUCAAAUGGAUUCAGGGUGAAGAGAAACGUGGAAAGGCGUACACGGAGAAGGAGAUCAAGGAUGACGGCGAUCGCAUCACAAUUGACAAGUAUGAGAAGAACACCGUCUUGACUGUCAGGAAGACCACCAGGCCAGACAGUGGCAAGUACAAGUUGGUGCUGACCAACUCUUCGGGUACCUGCGAGAGCAUCGCUGAUGUUGUUGUGCUUGACAAACCCAACCGCCCCAACGGCCCCAUCGAAGUGGUGGACAUCCGCGCCGAGAAGGCCACCGUCAAAUGGCAGAAGCCAGACGACUGGAAGGGCUCCGACAUCACCGGAUACACGCUUGAGAAGAUGGACAUGGACACGGGCAACUGGGUGCCGUGCGGUGAGACAGGACCCGACCCGACCGAAUUCACUGUCAAGGGCCUGACUCCCAACCACAAGUACAAGUUCAGAGUUCGCGCCGUCAACAAGGAGGGAGAGUCCGAACCAUUGGAGACCGAAGGAUUCAUCGUUGCUAAGAAUCCUUACGACCCACCCAAGGCUCCGGGCAAGCCGAAUAUUGUCGAUUACGACAAUGUAUCGGUUACGCUGCAGUGGGAGCCGCCUACAGACGAUGGUGGCAGACCAAUUCUCGGCUAUGUCGUCGAGAUGAAGGACAAAUUCUCCGCUGAUUGGAUUGAGGUCACGAAGACACAAGACACAAAGACCGAAUACAAGGUGGAGGGCCUGAAAGAGAAGAUGAUCUACCAGUUCCGCGUGAAGGCACACAACAAGGCCGGAGUCGGUGAGGCUUCACAGCCAACCGACAACCAUCUCUGCAAGCACAAGAACCUGAAACCACGCAUCGAGCGCAGCACAUUCAAAUCGGUGAUCAUCAAGGCGGGCCGCACCCACAAGUGGGCUGUGGACGUCACCGGUGAACCCCCACCAGAUAUGACUUGGUCGUGGCGCGAGAACAUUAAGCUGGUGAACACGGAACGCAUCAAGAUCGAGAAUAAGGAGUACCACACCGACUUCACGAUCGUCAACGCAGUGCGUCGUGACACCGGCAAAUACACGUUGCGGGCGGAGAAUUGCAACGGCUUCGACCAGGAGACCGUCGAGCUUACUGUCCUGAGCAAACCUGGCUCGCCUAAAGGCCCGUUGGAAGUAUCAGAUGUCCACGCGGAAGGCUGCAAGGUGAAGUGGGAGAAGCCAGAAGACGACGGUGGAUCGCCAGUCAAGGAAUACGAGGUCGAGAAGAUGGACCUCGCCACCGGCAAGUGGGUUAGAGUUGGCAGAGUGGCCGGUGACAAGAAACCCCUGGAGAUGGACAUCACAGGCCUGGAACCAGGUCACCAGUACAAGUUCAGGGUGACUGCCGUCAACGACGAGGGUGACUCCGAGCCGCUCGAGACUGAGAGGGCUACGCUCGCUAAGAAUCCGUUCGACGUAUCCGACAAGCCUGGCAACGUGGAGGUGGCUGACCACGACAACAACAGCGCGGAGAUCAAGUGGGACCCGCCCAAGAGUGACGGUGGAGCGCCCAUCCAGAAGUACAUCAUCCAGAAGAAACCUAAGGGUGGUGACUGGGAGAACGCUGCUGAGGUGCCUGGAACCGCCACAUCAGGCAAAGUGGAAGGUUUGCCAGAAGGCAGCGAGUACCAAUUCCGCGUGAUAGCUGUCAACAAAGCUGGACCAUCGGAGGCGUCUGACCCGACUAAGAUGACCACCAUCAGACACAAAUCACUGAAGCCCCGCAUCGACCGCACGAACCUCAAGGCGCUGGCAGUGCGCGCGGGCAAACCGAUCUUCUUCGACGUCAACGUCAAGGGUGAACCCGCGCCUAAGGUGCAGUGGUUCCAGAAGUGGAAGGCAGAUGAGAAGGAGGUGACAGAAAACGUGAUAAACGUGGACUACAACACGAAGUUAGAUAUCAAGGAAGCGGUGCGUGCUAUGACAGGAACUUACCGCAUCUUAGCAACCAACGAACAUGGCAAGGAUGAAGCCGAUGUUGAGAUCACAGUGCUGUCGGCUCCAGGCAAGCCUGGCGGCCCGUUGAAGGUCGCUGAUGUUACGAAGAGUGGCUGCAAGGUGUCUUGGAAGAAGCCUGAAGAUGAUGGAGGUAAACCCGUCACCGGCUAUGUAGUAGAGAAGCUGAACAAGGCUACCGGCCGCUGGGUGCCAGUCGGCAAAACCGACGACACGGAAAUGGAGAUCAAGGGACUCCAAGAGGGAGAGGAGUAUGAGUUCAGAGUGAAAGCAGUCAAUGAAGAGGGAGAGUCGGAGCCUUUGAAGACCGACCACUCUAUCAUUGCGAAGAAUCCUUAUGACAUCCCCGGCAAGCCAUCGGUGCCGACCAUCGAGGACUGGGACGUGGACCGCGUGGAUCUCAAGUGGGAGGCGCCCAAGAACAACGGAGGCGCGCCCAUCACCGGCUACGUCAUCGAGAAGAAGGAGAAGUUCGGACAAUGGCAGGAGGCGCUUACUACCACGACGCCAGAAUGCAAGGCGCGUGUACCAGACCUGAAGGAAGGAAACACGUACCAGUUCCGCGUGCGAGCCGUCAACAAGGCGGGUCCCGGUGAGCCCGGCGAGCCUACGCAGCCGCACGUUGCUAAGGCGAGGUUCUUGAAACCACACAUCAACCGCGACAAGAUGGUGGCGAUCCGCGUCCGCGCUGGCACCACCAUCAAGUUGGACGUCGACAUCAAGGGUGAACCUCCACCAACCAAGACCUGGAGCUUUGCCAACAAGGCCCUGGAAACAGGACCAGGCAUCAAGAUCGAGAACGAAGACUACAACACCAAGAUGCAGAUCUUCGACUCGAGCUGGAAGAACUCCGGAGUUUACACGCUCAAGGCCGAGAACGACUCAGGCGUUGAUGAAGCCACAGUUGAGAUCACUGUUCUGGACAAACCAGGCAAGCCAGAAGGCCCGUUGGAAGUCUCCGACGUUCAUGCCGACCACGUCAAGCUGUCUUGGAAGAAGCCCAAACACACCGGAGGGCUGCCUCUUAGCGCUUUCGUGGUGGAAAAGAUGGACACCCUCACUGGAAAGUGGGUGCCUGCUGGUACUGUAGACCCGGAUAAGACUGAGGCUACCGUUACUGGCUUAGAACAAGGCCACACUUACCAGUUCCGCGUGAAGGCCCUCAACGAAGAAGGCGAGUCAGAGCCUUUGGAGACAGACCAUGGUACUUUGGCCAAGAACCCAUACGAUGUACCGGCGCCGCCUGGUCUACCCGACAUUGUGGACUGGGAUGAGAAGUCAGCUAAGCUCAAAUGGGAGCCGCCUAUCAGAGACAAUGGUGCUCCUAUUACUGGAUACAUCAUUGAAGUCAUGGACCGCGAUCGUGGUGAAUUUGUUAAAGCCGCUGAAAUCCAAGGCAACAUCUGCCAAGGCACAGUGCCGAAGCUGGAAGAAGGCAACCAGUAUCAGUUCCGUAUCCGUGCCGUCAACAAGGCCGGACAAUCCGAACCUUCGGAGAAUACGAACUGGCACACUGCUAAGCCACGAUUCUUGAAACCCAGAAUCGACCGCACCAACCUCAACCCUCUAUCCGUCAAAGCUGGCCUGCCGGUCUCUCUCGACGUCAAAGUCUUUGGCGAGCCCCCAGCGACAGUAACUUGGUACUUCAAAGACCAGGAGCUGAAGAACGGGGAAAACUUGGAGAUCGUCAACGUGGAUUAUAACACCAAAUUCCUGAUGACCAAGAGCAAGAGGGCCAAUACUGGAAAGUACGUGAUUAAAGCCAAGAACGAGGUCGGCGAGGAUGAAGCCGAAAUCGAGAUUACUAUUCUUGGUAAACCAUCCAAGCCCAAAGGCCCGUUGGACGUCGCAGACGUCACCAAGAGCGGCUGCACGCUCACCUGGCAGAAGCCUGAGGACGACGGCGGAGCGCCCAUCGAGUACUAUGAGAUUGAGAAGCUUGAUCCGCUUACUGGCCAAUGGAUCCCAUGCGGCACUGCGAAAGACUGCAAGGCGAACAUCACCGGCCUGCAGGAAGGCAAGCCGUACAAGUUCAGGGUUAAGGCCGUCAACAAGGAGGGAGAGUCCGAAGAACUGGAAACUGAGAAGCCUAUCAUUGCUAAGAAUCCGUUCGACGAACCUGGCAAGCCCGGUCGUCCGGAGCCCCGCAACUGGGACAAGGACUUCGUGGACCUCGAGUGGUCUCCGCCCAAAGAGGACGGUGGUGCGCCCAUCACCGGGUACAUCAUUCAGAAGAGGGAGAAGGGUGGCAGAUCAUGGCAAGACUGCCUGCGCACGUCAGGCGACAGGCCGACUGCCCACGUGACCGACGUGGAAGAGGGUCACGAGUACGAGUUCAGGGUGAUAGCGGUCAACAAAGCCGGGCCCGGAGAGCCCUCCGACCCGAGCCGCUCUGUCAUCGCCAAGCCUAGAUUCUUGGCACCUAAGAUCGACCGCAAGGAUCUGCAGAAGAGGAAGAUCAAGGUGGGCCAGCCUCUCAAGUUCGAAGCCGACGUCAAGGGUGAGCCGGAGCCCAAGAUCACUUGGACCUUCAACGGCAAAACUCUUAAGGACGAAGACAGGUUGAAGAUCGAAAACAAAGAGUACCACACAUCGUUUGCGCUGCAGAAGUGUACUCGCGCCGACACUGGCAAAUACACGGUCACUGCUACCAACGACUCUGGAACUGACACCGUCGAGAUUGAGGUCGAUGUCGUGAGCAAGCCUGCCAAGCCAAAGGGACCUUUGAAGGUAUCGGACGUGAAAGCCGACGGUUGCAAGCUCAAAUGGGAGCCGCCAGAAGACGAUGGCGGCGAGCCGGUUGAGGCAUACGUCGUCGAACGUAUGGACACCGAGUCCGGAAGAUGGGUCCCUGUUUGCACUACUAAGACUCCUGAGGCUGACGUCACAGGCCUGAAUGAAGGCAAAGACUACCUCUUCAGGGUUAAGGCUGUUAACCCUGAGGGAGAGAGCGAGCCGCUAGUGACGGACACCGCUACUACGGCUAAGAAUCCUUAUGGCGAACCGGACCCACCAGGCAAGCCAGAGUUCAAGGACUGGAGCAAGGACCACGUGGACCUCAAGUGGGAGAAGCCCGCCAACGAUGGCGGAGCGCCCAUCACAGCUUACAUCGUCGAGAAGAAGGACAGGGAUACCGGCAAGUGGGUGAAAGCUGCUGAGGUACCCGGUACCAAAUGCGAAGCUCGCGUCCCGGAUCUGAUCGAGGGCAAGACCUAUCAGUUCCGUGUGAAGGCGGUCAACAAAGCCGGUCCAGGCAAACCCUCCGCAGCGUCGGAGAGCCUGCUCGCUAAGGAUAGGUUUGCUCCACCUAAGAUCGACCGCACCAACAUGCGUGAUAUCACCAUCAAGGCUGGUCAGAACAUCCGUUUGGACGUCAAGGUCAGCGGUGAGCCGCCACCAUCUAAGACUUGGUUCCACAACAAAGAGCGUCUCUCGACCAGAGACGACCUUACUGUCGACGUAGAAGACUACAAGACUAAAUUGUCAGUAGUGGUCGCAUCUCGCAAACACAGCGGCACAUACGUGCUGAAGGCUGAGAAUAGCAGUGGCAAGGACGAAGCUACUAUACAAGUUAUCGUGCUCGACGUGCCUGCCAAACCCGAGGGACCACUUAAGAUCUCUGACGUGCACAAGGAGGGAUGCACGCUCAAAUGGAACCCGCCACUAGACGACGGUGGAGCUCCCAUCGACCACUACUUGGUGGAGAAACUUGAUACGGAGACAGGACGCUGGCUGCCCGCUUGCAAGACCAAGGACCCUAAAGCAGAGAUUGAGAACUUAGUACCAGGACACGAGUACAAGUUCAGGGUGUCCGCUGUCAAUAAUGAGGGUGUUUCUGAGCCUCUUGACGCGGAUCACUCUAUUAUCGCUAAGAAUCCGUUCGACGAGCCCGGCAAGCCAGGCACACCAGAAGUGGUGGACUGGGACAAGGACCACGUGGACCUCAAGUGGGAGAAGCCCAUCAAGGACGGUGGUGCUCCCAUCACUGGGUACAUCAUCGAGAAAAGGGAAGUCGGGUCGCCUAAGUGGGUGAAGGCUUGUGAGGUCGGCCCCAACGACAAUGAGAAGGCGACCGUCCCGAAUCUGGAUGAGGGUGUAGAAUAUGAGUUCAGAGUUAAAGCCAUCAACGAGGCGGGACCAGGAGAGCCCAGUGAUGCUAGCAAGUCCGUCGUUUGCAAGCCAAGGAGACUGGCUCCCAAGAUAGACCGCCGCAACCUUCGCACCAUCAAGGUCCACGAAGGCGAGCCCAUCUCUCUGGACAUCAAGGUGUCUGGUGAACCGGCGCCUGACGUCACGUGGACUCUGAACGGCAAGAGUGUGCUUGACGGCAGCGGUUUGAAAGUGAUAAACAUCCCGUACAUGACGAAGUACCAACACUCGAGCCCGCGCAGGAAGGACUCUGGCACAUACAAGAUACAAGCUGUCAACAAAUACGGACAGGAUACCGCCGAGCUGGAGAUUAUUGUAACUUCGAAACCCGAGAAGCCAGAAGGCCCGCUGGAAGUGUCAGACAUCCACAAGGACGGCUGCAAGCUCGCCUGGAAGCGGCCCAAGGAUGAUGGCGGCGAGCCUAUCGAGGCGUACCUCGUCGAGAAGUAUGACCCCGAAACCGGUAGUUGGGUGCCCGUUGGCAAGACGCUCGGCAAUGUGCCUGAGAUGGAGGUGGAUGGCCUGAUCCCUGGUCACGAGUACAAGUUCCGCGUGAAGGCGAUCAACAAGGAGGGCGAGUCCGAGCCGCUCGAGACCUUCGGCUCCAUCGUCGCUAAGGAUCCCUUCACUGUACCAGAUGCGCCAUCAGCUCCAGUCCCAGACGACUGGUCGGCCAGCCAUGUGGACCUCAAGUGGGAGGCGCCGAUAUCGGACGGAGGGUCACCCAUCAUUGGUUACAUCGUCGAGAAGAAGGACAAAUACAGCCCAUUGUGGGAGAAGGCUAUUGAGACACAUUCUCCUACGCCCACUGCUACUGUUAAUGGCCUGAUCGAAGGCAACGAAUACCAGUUCCGCGUGAUUGCGAUCAACAAGGCCGGUCAGAGCAAGCCGUCUGAAGCGAGCAAGAACUUCGUCGCCAAACCGCGGUUCUUGGCACCGAAGAUCGACCGGCGCCAUCUUCGUGACGUCACCAUAUCUGCUGGGUCCACACUUAAGUUGGAAGCUGCUAUUACUGGCGAACCCGCGCCAGCAGUUGAAUGGAGAUACCAGAACAUGCCGCUGCGUCCAUCGAAGGCAGUCAACAUCGACAGUCCAGAUUACUUCACCAAGCUGGUGGUCCGUCCCGUGAGACGCGACGACUCCGGCGAAUACACUGUCACAGCUGUCAACUCUAGUGGCAAGGAUACAGUUACCAUCAAUGUGGUGGUCACUGACAAGCCUAGCAAGCCUGAGGGGCCUUUGCAGAUCUCGGACGUCCACAAAGAGGGCGCAACCCUCAAGUGGAAGCGGCCGAAGGACGACGGCGGUACUCCCAUCGAAUAUUACCAGGUCGACAAGCUGGACACCGAGACUGGUUGCUGGGUGCCUUGUGCGCGCUCCGAGGAGCCUAAAUGCGACGUGACCGGCCUGACUCCGGGCAAGGAGUACAGGUUCAGGGUGUCCGCAGUCAACUCGGAGGGAGAGUCUGAGCCUCUUACCUCUGAACAGAGCAUCGUCGCUAAGAAUCCCUUCGACGAGCCUGGCGCGCCUGGCACCCCAAGCGUUACGGACUGGGACAAGGACCAUGUGGACCUGAAAUGGACCCCGCCGCGCGAAGAUGGUGGGGCCCCCAUCGAGGGGUAUAUUGUUGAGAAGAAGGACAAGUUCGGCAACUGGGAGAAGGCUGUAGAGGUGCCGGCUAACCAGACAACGGCUACUGUGCCCGAUCUGAUCGAGGGGCAGACUUAUGAGUUCAGAGUCCGCGCUGUAAACAAGGCCGGGCCUGGCGAGCCUUCUGAGAGCACGCAUCCCAUUGUGGCUAAGCCCAGGAACCUCGCUCCUAAGAUCGACAGGACCAACCUCAUUGAUAUCAAGAUUAAGGUUGGCCAGAAGUUCGGAUUCGAUGUUAAGGUCACCGGCGAACCGAUGCCCGAGACGAAAUGGUUCUUGGGCAAGAAGGAGGUUAAAUCCGGCGGCGAUAUGAAGGUUCAACACUCAGACUACAACACCAAGUUGAACUGCAAGGCGGCGACCAGGGCCGACAGCGGUCGUUACACCAUCACCGCUGAGAACAGCAACGGCAAGGACGUCGCUGAGGUUGAAGUCAUUGUGCUCAGUGUGCCGAGCCCGCCUGGAGGGCCGCUUAAGGUAUCAGACGUUCACGCAAACGGCGCGAAACUUUCCUGGAACCCGCCUGCCGACGACGGUGGUCAGCCUAUCGAGAAGUACGUCGUGGAACGUAUGGACGAAGCCACCGGUAGAUGGGUCAAUGCUGGCGAGACUGACGGCCCGCAGACCAGCCUCGCGGUUGACGGCCUGACUCCUGGACACAAGUACAAGUUCCGUGUUAGGGCUGUUAACAGACAAGGCAAAUCUGAGCCUCUUACCACACCCCACGCGACAGAGGCGAAGAAUCCAUUCGACGUUGCCGGCAAGCCCGGCACGCCGAAGAUCAAGGACUUCGACAAAGACUUUGUGGAGCUCGAAUGGACCAGGCCGGAGAAGGAUGGCGGAGCGCCCAUCACCGGCUACGUCAUCGAGAAGAAGGACCGCUUCUCGCCAGACUGGGAGGAGUGUGCACAGAUCGAAGGCGACGUCACCUCAGGCAAGGUUCCGGAUCUCAUCGAAGGCAACACCUACGAGUUCCGCGUCCGCGCCGUCAACAAGGCCGGCAAGGGCGAGCCAAGUGACGGCACCGCGCCCCACUUGGCCAGACCCAAGAACCUGCCGCCCAAGAUCGACAGGAACUUCAUGUUCAACAUCAAGAUCAAAGUCGGACAGAACUUCGAGAUGGAUGUACCUGUGGCCGGCGAGCCUACGCCUUCUAAGGAAUGGCUUCACGGAGAAAAUGUUGUACUUAACACUGAUAGAGUCAAGAUCGUCAAUGAUGCUCAUUCUACGAAGUUGAGAGUCAUUGACGCUAAGAGGGCUGAUAGUGGAAACUACACUCUCAAAGCCAAGAACAUCAACGGAACUGAUACGGCUACCGUUAAAGUAACGGUAUUGGAUGUCCCGUUACCGCCUGAAGGCCCGCUUAAGGCUGAUGACAUUACAAGGUCAGGAUGCACUCUUAGAUGGAGGCCUCCUAAAGACGACGGCGGCAGCGAGAUCUCGCACUACGUCGUUGAAAAGAUGGACCAAGAAAACAUGCGAUGGGUUCCCGCGGGUGAAGUACAAGCCUGCAGCAUCAGAAUCGACCAUCUUAUUGAAGGUCAUGACUACAACUUCAGAGUACGCGCCGUCAACAAACAAGGCGAGUCUCUACCGCUGAUUGGUCACGAACCAGUCACCGCUAAGGACCCCUACGGUACUCCGGACAAACCUGGGACUCCCGUCGUCAAGGACUGGGACAAAGAUCAUAUGGACUUGGAAUGGGUGCCGCCGAAGAAGGAUGGUGGUUCUCCCAUCACUGGUUACAUCAUCGAGGCUAAGAAGAGGUACGGACCUUGGGAAGUCGCCGCAACAGUACCAGGAAACCAGACGACAGCAACGGUACCGAACUUGCAAGAAGGAGAGGAGUAUGAGUUCAGAGUUAUUGCUGUCAACAAGGCUGGAAAUGGAGAGCCCAGUGACGCAUCCACACCACAAAUCGCUAAAGCCAGAUUCUGCGCUCCGCACUUCGACAAGAUGCUGCUGGCAGAUAAGACUGUCAAAGCAGGACAGAGAAUCCAAUACGAAAUACCGAUCGAAGCUUCGCCGAAGCCCACAGUCGAAUGGCAGAUCAACGGCAAAGUCGUACACCCGUCUGAUAGAAUCGACAUCCAGAUUAUGCACAACAGGGUAAUCCUAGACAUUCCAUUCUCCGUCCGCGCUGACGGAGGCGUUUACAAGUUGACCCUGAAGAACGACCUGGGUGUUUGCUCUGCGGCCGCCCAAGUAACUGUAUUGGACAAACCAUCACGCCCUGAGAAGCCUCUUGUCGUUUCUGACAUCACUAAGGAGUCUUGCUGUCUCUCAUGGAAGAUACCGUUAGAUGACGGUGGCUCACCAAUUCUCCACUACGUUAUCGAAAAGAUGGAUCUAACUCGUGGUACCUGGUCUGACGCCGGUAUGAGCACUUUCUUAUCUCAUCAAGUGACACGUCUUAUCCACAUGAAGGAAUACCUGUUCAGAGUUAGCGCAGUCAACGCUAUCGGCCAAUCAGAGCCUUUGGAGUUAGACAGAGCUAUUGUGGCUAAGAAUGAGUUUGACGAGCCGUCGGCGCCUGGUAAGCCCGAAGCUACCGACUGGAGCAAGGACCAUGUUGACUUACAAUGGACUACACCAAAAUCCGACGGUGGAGCUCCUAUUACUGGUUACAUCAUCCAGAAGAAAGAAAAGGGCAGCCCGUACUGGGUGAAUGCAGUUCAUGUGCCGCCUAACAAGAAUAAGGCGACAGUUCCAGAUCUUACUGAAGGUCAAGAGUAUGAAUUCAGAGUCAUCGCUGUCAAUCAAGCCGGACAAUCUGAGCCCAGCGAGCCUUCAGACAUCAUUACAGCUAAGGACAGAUUCGUUGCUCCUAAGAUUAUCACGCCACUUAAAGAAGUUCGCAUUAAGGCUGGACUCAUCUUCCAUUUAGACGUCGACUUCAUCGGCGAGCCUGCUCCUGAAGUCAAAUGGACUUGUGAUGGUAAACCUGUACUUUCCAACGAAAGGACUACAGUUACCACUGUUGGUCACCACACGAUCAUUCACACUGUUAACUGUAAGAGGUCAGACGCUGGUAAAUACCAUCUGUCGUUGAAGAACGACUCAGGCUCUGAUGAAGGAAGCUUCGAGCUGAUCGUCCUCGACGUACCUGGACCGCCGCAACCUCCGUUCGAGUAUGAAGAGAUAACCGCUCAAUCCGUUACUAUGUCCUGGAAACCACCUAAGGAUAACGGUGGAAGUGAAAUCACUGCUUACGUUAUUGAGAAGCGUGAUUUGACCCACGGAGGUGGAUGGGUACCAGCAGUUACUUAUAUCAACCCUAAAUACAACCACGCGACAGUACCCCGUCUCCAAGAAGGAACUAAGUAUGAAUUCAGAGUGUUUGCCGAGAACUUGCAAGGCAGAUCCGAGCCGUUAGUCACAGACAGACCAAUCAUCGCCAAGAACCAAUACACGGUACCUGGCAAACCAGGCAAGCCAGAAUUGGUGUCUUCUGACAAGGACCAUAUUAAGAUCAAAUGGUCUUCACCGAUUUCGAACGGUGGAUCUAACAUUAUUGGCUAUGAUGUCGAAAGGAGGGAUAAGGCUACUGGUAGAUGGAUCAAGCUUAACAAAGACCCUGUCAGGACCAACGAAUAUGAAGACGAUAGGGUACAGGAAGGUCACCAGUACGAAUAUAGAGUAUCUGCAGUCAACGCCGCAGGACCUGGCCAGCCUUCCGACCCGUCGAACGUGUUCAUCGCUAAGCCAAUGAAAGAGAAGCCCAAGUUAUGGCUCGACCAUCUCAUUGGCAGAAAGAUCAAGGUCAGAGCCGGCGAGCCAAUCAACAUUAACAUUCCAAUCACUGGCGCGCCCACUCCUGACAUUUCGUGGACCAAGGGAGCCAUCUCUCUCCUGCCUUCGCACCGACUCUCAACCGAAACUAAGAACGACGAGACCAAGCUUUCCAUUGAGAAGUCUACUAGAGACGAUGCUGGCAAAUACACUAUCACAGCUAGCAAUGCUCACGGAAAAGACUCUGCUGAUAUUGAAGUUAUUGUCGUUGAUAAGCCUGGAGUGCCGAAAGGACCUCUGUCUACAACUCCUGUUACUCACGACUCUAUCAGUCUUACAUGGAAUCCGCCUACGGAUGACGGUGGCAGUGAAAUCACUGGCUACGUCGUUGAAGUGGCUGAAUUUGGAGUCAAUGACUGGAGAACAAUUGCUGGUUUCUGUCCUAAAUGCUCUUUCACCGCUAAGAACCUUACUGAAGGCAAGAAGUACAUCUUCCGCGUACGCGCUGAGAACUUAUACGGAGUUUCCGAUCCAUUGGAGAGCAAGCCUGUUAUUGCGAAGUCGCCAUUCGACCCGCCAGAUGCGCCAGACACACCAAAGAUUACUGGCUACAGCGCGAACAGCUGUUCCCUGGAAUGGAAUCCGCCAGCCAACUGCGGCGGUAAGCCAAUUACUGGCUACUACGUUGAGAAGAGGGAACGUGGGGGCGACUGGGUAAAGGUCAACAAUUACCCGACACCAAACACAUGCUACACUGUUCCUGACUUGCGUGAAGGAAACCGCUACGAAUUCAGAGUGAUCGCCGUCAACGAAGCCGGACCCGGCAAGCCUAGCAAGCCGACCGAGCCGAUCACAGCCGAGACUCAACGGCUUAAGCCUAGCGCGCCUGAAGCGCCCAAACCCGACAGAAUUACUAAGGACUCCGUUACACUAUCGUGGAGACCACCUAAGAGCGAUGGCGGCUCUAAGAUCAAGGGCUACAUUAUCCAACAGAAGGGCAAAGGCGACAAGGACUGGAAGGACGUCAAUGAUGUACCUAUUCCGAGCCUCGUUCAUACUGUUCCCAAGCUUAAGGAAGGCGAAGAAUAUCAAUUCAGAGUCAUCGCAGUUAACGACGUUGGCAGGUCAGAUCCUAGCAAGUCUACUGGUGACAUUGUCAUUGCGGAACAGCCCAACAAACCAUGCAUGGACCUUGGUGGAGUCAGGGACAUCACAGUACGCGCGGGUGAAGACUUCUCCAUCCACGUUCCUUACACUGGCUUCCCGCAACCAACGGCGUCUUGGUUCGCUGACGACAACCUUCUGGAUGUCGAAGGCGACCCGAGGAUAUUCCAGAAAAUUACACCUGAAUCCGCUUCGUUGGUCGUCAAGAACGCCAAGAGGUCAGAUGGAGGACAGUACAGACUCCAACUGCGUAAUCCUUCUGGCUACGACACAGCCACAAUUAACGUCAGGGUUCUGGAUAGACCUGGAAAACCAGAGAACCUCAGAGCGGAUGAGUUCGAAGGCGAAGCUCUUACAUUAUACUGGAACCCACCAAAGGACAAUGGCGGCGGCGAGAUUACCAACUACGUCGUCGAGAAACGCGAGGCUAGGACACCUAACUGGACCAAGGUGUCUGGUUAUGUCACCACUCCGUUCUUGCGCGUGAAGAACUUGAACGUUGGCCGUGACUACGAGUUCCGCGUUAUGGCUGAGAACCAAUACGGACAGUCCGACCCUGUUCAGACAACAGAGCCGAUCAAAGCGAGACAUCCUUUCGACCCACCAGGCCCGCCUGGAGCGCCGAAAGCGGUCGAAACUACCGAAUCUUCCAUCACUAUCACAUGGACGAAGCCUCGUCACGACGGUGGCUCGCCGAUCACGGGAUAUGUUCUCGAAAAGCGACUUAUUACCGAAGAUAAGUGGACUAAGGCGUCCCACGCACACAUUCCAGAUACGACAUACAAAGUGACUGGUUUGAUUGAGAAUCACGAAUACGAGUUCAGGGUUGCAGCUAUUAACGCUGCGGGUCAAGGUCCGUACUCUCAGAGCUCUGACGCUAUCAGGGCCUGCGCGCCGCCUAACUGCCCGCGCAUCACGAGCGACCUCAGUCUCAGGGACAUCACCGUCAUCGCCGGAGAGGAGAUCAAGAUCACUGUGCCGUUCACUGGCAACCCCAGACCGAAGGUAUCCUGGAUGGUAAACAACGAUGAAGUGUUCCCGGACAACCGCAUUCGCUUCGUGACGACAGAUGUGGACACAGUGUUCCACAACUCGUGCGCAAAGAGAUCCGAUACCGGAUCGUAUACUAUCCAGCUGACCAACAGCGAGGGAUCCGACAGUGCUACUUGCAGGGUCCUGGUUGUGGACAAGCCAUCCCCACCGGUGGGCCCACUAGAAGCAUACGACAUCACGCCUGACACCUGCACCCUCUCUUGGAGGCCUCCUCUGGAUGACGGCGGCUCUCCCAUCACCAACUACGUCGUUGAGAAGAUGGAUAAUAAUGGAGUAUGGGGCAAGAUCUCAUCGUUCGUCCGCAACUGCCAUUAUAACGUGAUGGGCUUAGAGCCCAACCGCAAGUACACCUUCAGAGUGCGCGCCGAGAACCAAUAUGGCGUCUCUGAUCCGCUCACCAUGGACGACUCUAUCACUGCCAAGUUCCCCUUCACAAUCCCCGACCCGCCGGGCGUGCCGCGCGUCACGGACUGGGACGGCUCCACCGCCACCGUGGUGUGGGACCGCCCGCGCUCCGACGGCGGCGCGCGUAUCCAGGGCUACAAGAUCGAGUUCCGGGACGUAGAGGACGGCGUCUGGAACAGCGCCGACUACCUUGUCAAGGACUGCAAUUAUCAGGCUUACAACCUAGAAGCGGGCCACGAAUACGAGUUCCGCGUCCGCGCCAAGAACGCAGCCGGGUUCAGCAAGUACUCGGCCAACUCGCAGAAGUUCCGCGUCAAGCCGCGCUACGGACCGCCCGGCCCGCCCACCGCGCCGCGCGUCAUGCGUGUCGGAAGGAACUAUGUCGACCUCAGCUGGGACCCGCCCGCUACUGACGGCGGUUCCCGCGUGACAGGCUACAUAAUCGAGCGCCGUGACGUCGGCAGCUCCGUCUGGGUGAAGUGCAACGACUACAAUGUCGGUGACACCACAUUCACCGCCAUGAACCUCAAUGAGAAGGCGGACUACGAGUUCAGGAUCAUCGCUGUCAAUGCUGCUGGCAAAUCCGAGCCAUCGACCUGCACAACCCCAGUGCGUACGGGCGAGGAGAUUGGAGGCACUAAGCCGGAAUGGGUCAAACAGAUCCCACCACACGUGUGCGCCCCACUUGGUCGCCCAUUCACACUGGAAUGUGUCGCCACCGGAAACCCCAUACCUACUGGUCGCUGGUUGAAGAAUGGACGCGAGAUUGUGCUUGGCACCAGGUUCAUCUCGGAGUCUCGUGACGGAACGUUGCGUCUGAACAUCCUGGAGGCGACAGAUGCGGAUGAGGGUGACUACACAUGUGAAGCCGUCAACAGCAUCGGCUUCAUCUACUGCACUGGACAUCUUAAGAUCGGAAGUCCACCGCGCAUCACCCGCAUGCCAGGCGACUUACACCUGCCAGAGCACGACAACACCAAGAUCAAGAUCCUGUACACCGGAGACCAACCAGUCGAGGUUGUUCUUACAAAAGACGGCCACAAGGUCAAGGAGGAUUCGCCGCAUCUCAAGUACACAGUCUUCGAUGAUUAUAUCCUUAUCUUCAUUAAGGAUAUUAGCAAGGAUGAUAUGGGUACUUAUAAGUUGACCAUCAAGAACAACUCAGGCGAGGCCUCAGAUUCGUUCUCAGUGACAGUCACUGGAUUGCCCGGACCACCGCAAGGACCGUUGGAGACCACAGAUGUCUCGAAACACAGCUGUACUCUCGCGUGGAAACCGCCCGCGUAUGAUGGCGGUAUGCCUGUGACCCACUACGUAGUAGAACGCAACGACACAUCAGGUACCACCUGGAUCACCAUCGCGUCCUCAGUACGCGACACGAAGUUCACAGUCCAAGGACUGACUGAGGGUCACGAGUACAACUUCAGGAUCCAUGCUGCCAACGAGAACGGUAUUGGACCCGCGCUUGAGGGCGCCAACCCAAUUAAGGCGAAGGCACCGUUCGACCCACCAUCAGCUCCUGGCAUCCCCAAGAUUUUGGAGGUAGGAGGAGACUUCGUGCACCUUGAGUGGGACAAGCCCGAGAACGAUGGAGGCGCUAGGAUUCAAGGCUACUGGAUCGACAAGCGCGAAGUGGGUGCAUCCACAUGGCAGCGCGCGAACAUCUCGCUGUGCUUACCCAACCAGUUCAACUGCUCCAACCUCAUCGAGGGUAGGCAGUACGAGUUCAGAGUCACGGCUGUCAACGAAGCUGGCUUGUCGCCGCCGAGUACCGCCAGCCAACAAGUCAAGGUCGUCGAUCCUAAAGCGGCGACACCGCCAGAGAUCGUCAAACCGCUCAAGAACGCCAACUGCAUUCAGUACCACAAUGCCAAGUUCCAGUGCACCAUCACUGGAUCGCCUAAGCCCACUAUCACGUGGUACAAGGGAGCGCGAGAGAUAACCAACGGCCCGCGUCACCGCAUCUGGAGCGAGGGUGACAAUCACUUCCUGACUGUGAUGGACGUGUUCGGAGAGGACGCCGACGAGUAUGUCUGCCGAGCCGUCAACAAGGCAGGCGUGAAGAGCACGCGCGCUGAGCUGCUUAUCAUGACCGCGCCAAAACUGAACGUGCCGCCUCGCUUCCGCGUGACAGCAUACUUCGAUAAGGGCGAGAAUGUUGUGGUGAAGAUUCCGUUCACCGGCCACCCAGUGCCCAAGAUCACGUGGGUCAGAGAGGGAGAGACCAUCGAGUCUGGUGGACAUUACCACGUUGAGAGGAAAGAACGUCACGCGAUCCUGACUAUCCGCGACGCCAGCAAGCUGGACUCCGGCCCGUACAGGAUCACAGCAGAGAACGAACUGGGAUCCGACUCGGCUAUAAUCAACAUUGAGAUCAGCGAUCGUCCGGACCCACCACGGUUCCCCAACGCGGACAACAUUGGCGUGGACUCACUUGCGCUCGCGUGGAAGGCGCCAGUCUGGGACGGCGGAUCAGACAUCACCAACUACUUGGUCGAGAAGAGAGAACACCCCAUGUCCAGCUGGAUCCGAGUUGGCAACACCAGAUUCACAACAAUGGCGAUCACAGGCCUAGUCCCAGGCAAGCAGUACGAGUUCAGAGUGUACGCUGAGAACAUAUAUGGCCGUUCUGACCCGAGCGACCCAACCGGCUUGGUGCAGACCAAAGCGGUCAUCAAGAAGGAGUUCAAGAAGAAGGAAUACCCAGUGGACGAAACAGGCAAACGUAUCCGCACAAACGCUGACCACGGCCCGGUGAAAGACUACGAUAGCUACGUAUUCGAUAUAUACAGCAAAUACGUGCCGCAACCAGUGGAUAUCAACACUUGUUCGGUAUACGACAAGUAUGAUAUCCUGGAAGAGAUUGGCACAGGCGCUUUCGGAGUCGUGCACAGAUGUCGCGAGCGAUCUACUGGCAACUAUUUCGCUGCCAAGUUCAUCCCUUGCACGGGUGCUAUGGAGAAGGAACUGAUUAAGAAAGAGAUUGAUAUAAUGAACCAGCUGCAUCAUAGGAAGCUUAUCAAUCUGCACGACGCCUUUGAAGACGACGAUGAGAUGGUGCUCAUAUUUGAGUUCCUCUCCGGCGGCGAAUUAUUCGAGCGUAUCACCGAACCAGGCUACAACAUGAGCGAAGCCGAAGCGGCGCAUUAUAUGCGACAGAUAUGCGAAGGUGUCAAACAUAUGCACGAACAAAACAUCAUACAUCUGGAUCUCAAGCCUGAGAAUGUCAUGUGCCAGACGAGAACUGGUACUGAUGUUAAGAUCAUCGACUUCGGCCUGGCCACCAAACUGGACCCCAACGAAGUAGUUAAGAUAUCGACAGGCACGGCCGAGUUUGCGGCGCCAGAAAUCGUGGAGCGCGAGCCAGUCGGCUUCUACACCGACAUGUGGGCUGUGGGCGUGCUGUCUUACGUUCUAUUGUCCGGCCUAUCACCAUUCGCGGGUAACAACGACAUUGAAACCCUCAAGAACGUGAAGGCGUGUGACUGGGAGUUCGACGAGGAGGCCUUCCAGCACGUCUCUGACGACGCCAAGGACUUCAUCCGCAGACUGCUUGUUAAGAAUAAGGAAAAACGCAUGACAGCCCACGAAUGCCUCAUGCACAAGUGGCUGGCGGGCGACGCAGCUGCCGCACGCACCGCCACCAUCGAAGCGAGGAGAUACGAGAAACUCCGCAACAGACUCCGCGAGAGAUACGACAAUUGGUCGUCGUUCGCCCUGCCCAUUGGCAGGCUCAGCGAAUACAGCUCGCUUAGGAAACUGCUCAUUGAGAAGUGGAAGAUUUAUGACGGGCAGUUCGACCGUCGGCAAGCGGCGCCGAGGUUCGUGAUCAAGCCCCAAUCGGCGUUCUGCUACGAGGGCCAGUCCGUGAAGCUGUAUUGCCGCAUCAUCGCCGUCGCCGCGCCUACUGUCACCUGGUCGCGAAACAAUCAUGAGCUGAGACAGUCUGUAAAGUUCAUGAAGAGAUACGCUGGCGAUGACUACUACUUCAUAAUCAACCGCGCUAAGUUGGAAGACCGCGGCGAGUACAUCAUCAGGGCGGAGAACCACUACGGAUUCAGAGAAGAGGUCGUUUUCCUGAACGUGCAACCGGUUCCCAAGGUCCAAAGGCAGCACGUGCCGGAAGCCCCGCGCCGCCGCGAGGCAUUGCCCUACACAUUCUGGCAAGAGUCCUCCGAGACGGCGCCAGUAUUCACCUUCCAACUGCGGCCGCGCGUCAUGCAGGCCCGCGACACAUGCAAGCUGCUGUGCUGUCUCAGUGGCAAGCCUACGCCCACUGUCAAAUGGUACAAGGACCGCAAGGAGCUGUCGAAGCAUGACUAUUCUAUGACGCACUCCGACGGCGUGGUGACCAUGGAGAUCAUCGACUGCCGGCCCGAGGACAGCGGCAAGUACAGCUGCGUCGCCACCAACGUGCACGGCACCGACGAGACCUCCUGCGUCGUCAUCGUCGAAGGCGAGGUAGUGCCUCCCGAACAAGCGGCGAUGGCGCACAACUUCCUCUACUCCGGCGACAGGCGAUACAUCGAGAAGCCCAUCAAGCCGGCACCACCGCCCAUCAUAACUAAGACUAAGGUUACAAUCGACCCUCCAGCAAAGACGCACACGGCGAUGCGACCAAAGUUCUCCCCACAGUCCUCAGUGGACGCCAGCAAGAAGAAGUACGGAGGGAAACUGGACUCUGACUCCACCUCGUCCAGGUCGAGGAGCGCUACUAAGGAACUAGUUUUACCGGCGUCGGACUCGUCGAUGUGCAAGCCGUCGUUCGCCCGCGCGCUGCCCGACGUGCUGACGGCCCGCGACGGACACCCGCUGCUGCUGUCCUGCUCCGUGCGAGGAGACCCCGACCCCAGGGUUGAGUGGUACAAGAACGGGAAGCCGCUGCAUUCCUCUGAGGUGAUCGACCUCAAGUACAAGAACGGCGUGGCCUCGCUGGCGAUCAGCGAGGUGUUCCCCGAGGACGAGGGCGAGUACUCGCUCAAGGCCAUCAACAGCCAGGGCGAGGUCGACACCAAGUGCAAAGUCACUGUUAAGCCUAUGGACGGCGGCGCGGCGGCGGGCGCGAUGAAGGCCGGAGACAAACCGCCCAGGGUCGUGGACCACGCCGUGUCGCAGAUAGUCACAGACGGAGACGCUGUCACGUUAUCCUGCAGGAUCGUAGGCGCCGAACGUUUCGACGUGGUCUGGCUUCACAACAACAAGGAGAUCAAGCCGUCAAAGGACUUCCAGUACUCCAGCGAGGCCAACAUUCACAAGCUGACCAUUGCUGAGAUCUUCCCAGAGGACGCUGGCGUGUACACCUGCGAAGCGUUCAACGACGCGGGCGAGUCAUUCUCGUCGUGCUCGCUGUUCGUGAACGUGCCCGGAGAGACUCCGGCCACGCCGCAGUACUCUGCCUUCCCCGCGUCCGUCACCGUCAACACGGCCGAGCCUGCUGUCUUCACCGCUGAGUUGGAUAAGCCACCACUCCAGCUUCAGUGGCUGAAGGAUGGCAAGCCGAUCGACGAGACGUCCCCACGGUACAGGUUCACGAUGGAAGGCACAUCCAGGUACCGCCUGGAGAUCGCCAAGACCACGCCCGAAGACGCCGGACAGUACCUGGCCCGCGCCGUCGGCUCCAAGGGAGACUCCCUCGGCGCAUUCUAUCUCAACGUCGUCGACGUCUAAACGCCCACGACCAAAAGGACUGACAUUUACAACAUGGGCCCCAAUAUAACACCCUGUGGCAACCCAAACUCCAAAGUGAAAUGAUCACAUAUAUUGAGCACGGAUACGAUUUUUUUUAUACAAUUCGGAUGUCUAAGUGUGUAAAGGAGUUUUUUGUAUUUAAAUUAUUUAUUAUUUAUUAAUUUAUUAAGUAUCGUUAAGUGUUACACCCUGUCGAAUGCCUAUGAGAAGUCGCUUGGACGAAACGCUCUCUAGUCACUGUUAAAUGUUAAUUUAUUUAUUUAUCGUUAAUAAUUUAUUUCUAUCGUCCUCGUCUAACAGGUUUCGAAAGCAGCUUCGUUAAAAUUUAAAGCUUGUUUUAAUCAAUGUUGCCGUGAUAAGGUCUGGCAUCAAACCGACGACCCUCAGUUGGAUACUGCUGUCGCCACCACACUGUAUCCCUCAGACGAUCGUCCCGCCGACCAAAAUCUGUAAUACUAUUUUUAUAUUUAACUGUAUUAUUUAAUUGUACAUAAAUUAAUUUAUGUGACCGCGUAAUUUAUAAAUAAAUAUGUAUACCUAAAAAUAAUAA
Molecule: messenger RNA, 29375 nt
Organism: Pectinophora gossypiella (pink bollworm)
Lineage: Eukaryota; Metazoa; Arthropoda; Insecta; Lepidoptera; Gelechiidae
Gene: bent
Product: twitchin
Exons: 151
Coding region: 206-28804 (9532 amino acids)
Biological process (GO): protein phosphorylation
Molecular function (GO): ATP binding; protein kinase activity; protein binding
Source: RefSeq, a predicted model, not a curated record